This is a messenger RNA of Carica papaya (papaya), 829 nucleotides long. NCBI's taxonomy places the organism in Eukaryota, Viridiplantae, Streptophyta, Magnoliopsida, Brassicales, Caricaceae. The record is from RefSeq and is a predicted model, not a curated record.
UACGACUUAAAAAAGAAGAUUCUUUUCUUAUCUCAAUAAAAAGAUGAUUCGCUUCCCACCCAAGUCUAUGAUUCCUUCCUUCUCUCACACUUCUUUUUUAAAAAAUCUGCAGCUGUACACGAAAUCAACAAGAAGGUGAUCGAGCGAAAGCAUCAACAAAGCAAAAAAUUUCUGAAGCGAAAAGCUCUAAAUCAUGGGAGGAGUCAAUGCUUGUCAAAAGGGAAAGCAGAAAAAAAGCUCCGACGAUCAACGCAUGAAAAACCAUGCAGCGGGAAGUACGGACACGGCCACCGUUGACGGGUUUGACAAAGCUCACCAGGUGUUUGAUAAUACGCCGACGACAUAUCCGGCCGGAGCUGCUCGAACGGUUUUCGAAUCGCUCAUGAACAAGGAAAAUGGAGACCGGGUAGCAGCCAAGUCCGAGCCUACAAAGAACUCAACGCAGCCCAAUGACAUUUACCCCGACGACGCUUUUAAUUAUCAGCAUACGCAAGGAGCUGCGGCUGGACCAAGUUUUGUUAACAGAGGCAAUAUCGGCUCCCAGAACAACACAACCGGUGAUUAUAAUAGAGUGGAUGCUCGGGUCACCGGACCCGUCACCUUCUCCCAUCCAACCACAGACAAGGGAUAUGAGCAUGUACCUCUCUUUUUUUUUACUGGGUGUAUAUACAUAUAUAUAUAUAUGGAGAAAUAUGGAGAUUUAAUGGCGAUAUCAAGUCGCAAGAUGUUUCUUCUCCAACAAAACCAACAUAUUGGUAGUUUUCAAAUAGUAUAUAUAUGUAUAUAUAAACAUUAACCACCUGAAGGCAGCACUUAAAGUCACAUUAUA